Messenger RNA from Anopheles stephensi (Asian malaria mosquito), 3209 nucleotides. It is a transcript of the gene pkaap, whose product is annotated as A-kinase anchor protein 10, mitochondrial. Gene Ontology annotation, biological process: intracellular protein localization. Gene Ontology annotation, cellular component: plasma membrane. The record is from RefSeq and is a predicted model, not a curated record. NCBI's taxonomy places the organism in Eukaryota, Metazoa, Arthropoda, Insecta, Diptera, Culicidae. Bases 216 to 2336 code for a protein of 706 amino acids. The transcript has 3 exons.
AUUUUCAUUUUUGCCUGCGUUUCAUCGCUACUUCAGCGCAACAGUGUAGCCCAUACCAUGGCCGAUAUCGAAAACAGACCAACUGCGGAGAUUAAAAAUUGAACAAAAGAAACAAAAUCGAAAUGCCAGGCAAAUGAGCCCGGAAAAGUGAUUGAAGCUGUUCGCGUCCACAAGUGUAGUAUUACUUCCCUCUGGUGUGUUAGAAAUCGGCCAGAAUGUUGCAGUUUCUAAAGAAGACAGGUCGAAGAAAAUCUAUCACAACCGGCAGCACCAGCGAGUACCAUCCUUCAUCGAUACUAAAUAAUGAUUCAACGACGAUCCCAUCAUCACUCAGAACAUCGGAUGAUGUCAUCGAUGGUGCGAAAUCACCUGAAAACGAUGAGGAGGCAUUGAGACUAGCAGAGCGGUACUGCUUCGAACGGAAAGAUACCGCUGCUAUUCGCGUGUCGAAACUUUCGCGCCGUAUGAUUGAUAUUCUGGCGGAGCAGAGCUGCAUCUGCUACUUUGUGCAAUUUUUAGAAUCGAAAAAUGCUCUCGCACUGAUUAAAUUCUGGCUGGAAGUGGAAAGCUUCAAGGCGGCAGCUUCUGAAACUGUGCGGAGUGUGCUGAGGUCGUCCGUUGGUGGUUCCGGUGCUCACGUGCAUGGCCGAUUGCAUCGUAGCGUCUCUUCCGACGGGUACGAUAGUCUAUCGUACUUUAGCAUAGACUGCGAUUCGCUAUCGACGAACUCAUUCUCGGAAAAUGCCUUUGAAGACUCACAAUCGGCCGACGACCUGCGUGAGCUGGAUUCUCGUACAUCACAAAGCUGUACGCCUGUACCUCCGCCCACUCCACUGGAGGUGCUCGAGGAGGUGGACAUUAAGGAUGAAAGUUCCGAGACAGUGGUCCUGCGAGAAGGAGAAGAAGAAGCGAAGGGCCAAGAAACCAGAGGGAAACACAUGGAAGUCUGUGAUAUAACGGUCAUGCGGCAGUCGUUGACUGACGAUGAAAAAACACAAAUCUGCGAAGCAGGCAAAGGAACAGCGUUGGAAUCGUCGGUUGCUACGGCAACGGCAAAGCCUAUCCGAGUCUUUAACUCGCUCAUCAACUCGGAUGCGGUAAGAAUCUAUAGGAAGUAUUUGGUCACCAGUUCGCCACACUAUAUCGAAAUGCCGGCCACCAUACUGUCCCACAUCUCGCUAGCACUUGCUGGCAGCAGCGGGACGUGCAGUGAGAGUAUCUUCAACGAAGCACAAAACCAUCUGCUGGAAAUAUUGGAACAAACCUACUUGAAUCCCUUUCUGGAGAGCUCGUUCUACUGUAAGUACACACUGGAGGUCCUGACAAGCGAUAACCUUACGCUCCGCGACAUUUUGGGGAGCGAAAUGGCGUUGUUCUACUUUAUGGAGCAUCUGGAGCAGCAGGGCAAGCGCCACUACCUGGAGUUCUAUGUGGGGGCGGUACAUUUCAAGCGUUCGGUCGAGAAUCAAAUCCAAGCCCAGAAGGACGCCGUCGUGCUGUACGAGAAAUAUUUUUCCCUACAGGCCACCAGUACGCUUGGGCUGAGCGAUAAGAUACGCUUCCUGCUCGAGGAGCAUAUAUGCUCGGCGGAUCCAACCAUCGUAGCUGAAUGCUUCGAGCUGCCGGUACGAAUUAUUGAGCACUUUCUCGAGCAGCGGUACUUUGCGGGAUUCAUCAAAUCGCCGCUCUACUGCCGGUUCAUCAGCGAACUGCUCGGAAAGGUGAAGACGAGUGCAAACGACGGUGGUGGACGUGGGACAGAAGGACAGCGCAACGGUGGUGGAGGCCGGCGUGGACAUCGCAAAACGCUGUCGGACGUAACGAGCGAUUGCAGUGCAGGUGGUGGUCGGCGUGGAAACACGGUUGCGUUCAUUUCCUCCCAAAACACUCUGCUGGCCAUGUCCGACACCAACUACCAGCGAAACCGGAAGCACUUGGUAGCCGUCGCACUGGCGGCUGCCAGCAACAGCGGUCCAUCUGGGAGUGGUACGGGCGUUGGCGGCAGUGUUUACGGGGGCGGUGAUAUUAUGCAAAUCGACUCACGUCAACUGUACAAUCCGGAUCUGCUGUGGCGACGGCGUACGUCGCCUGUGGCGGGUCUAACGUUCGGGCGGAUCGAUGCACUGGGUCGGUACGAGCGAGAUUUCGAUAUCGCGGAACCACCGUCCGGAGAUGAUCGUUGGAAUCGUAACCGAAUCAAGAAAGCCGUUCGCAAGCUUGUCAAUUUGCCGGAGGACAAGGCACAGGAAGAGUUGGCCUGGCAGGUGGCCGAGAUGAUUGUGAAAGACAUUACGAACGUUACCAUGAAUAGUAGUAGUAGCAGCAACAAGACGUGAUUGAAAACGAAUCCUCUCUGCGGGGGCGAAGUGAUCCUGGUGAUGGUGGAACAUUUUUUAAAAUGAUUCAAGCGUUGAAGCAAAAGUAUUAACACUAAUUCACUCACUCGCAGAAUGGGACAGUUCUGUGGCUUCUUUACGUAAUAUUACUAACUAGUAGUCCGGGAGAUGUAGAGCGAAUCUCUUCACGGCAACAUGAUGGUGCUUACAAGAAAAACAAACAUUCGACAUGGUUGUUGAUGAACUACUAUUAUUUACUACUUACAGUAGGCAAUGCUUCCCUAGAGGAAUAAUGUUAUUGUAUUAUACGAAUACGCCCUAACCGCUGCACAUUGUGCCGGAACAAAAUGAUCGGCCAACCCGUACGUAUGCUCUCGAAUUAUUUUUGUUUAAUGAGAAUUCUCAUUUUUAACUCAUCGUGCAUUGCCACACGGAUUAAGUAGUAUUGUUUUUAUUGUAAAUUCAUUUUAUCUCGAACAAAUUCGUUCAAAGCGCGACAAACUGUAUGUAAUCAGGGAAUGCAUACAGUAUUAGGAGCUGUAGAGAUGUGCCAAUACUCUUUGGGACAUGCUUGUCGGGAAUCGCGGUCACCAUUACCGGCACGAUCGGCUUAAGACCGUAAAAAUCGUCCAACACGCGGGCUGGCGCCUGUUUAAUGUUCAAUCUGUUACUUUUUUAUAGCGAUUAAGGAAAGCAUUAAUAUUAUCGGUUUAAAAACACACACACAUUUAUCUCAAAAGAGCAACCAUGGAACAAAAAGAGCAUACCAUCGUAGCAGCGCAGAGCGUGGCGCAAAAGCAUCGUACAACAUGUCCAAUUAUGUUAAGGGAUAUAGUAAGGAACAAAAUAUAUUUUCUUACAAAUAACAGAAAA